This is a messenger RNA of Elaeis guineensis (African oil palm), 633 nucleotides long. Its product is annotated as senescence-specific cysteine protease SAG39-like. Gene Ontology annotation, molecular function: cysteine-type peptidase activity. Lineage: Eukaryota; Viridiplantae; Streptophyta; Magnoliopsida; Arecales; Arecaceae. Gene Ontology annotation, biological process: proteolysis. The record is from RefSeq and is a predicted model, not a curated record.
AUGGUUCACCGAUGCUUUGUGAUUGCGUUGUUAGUUUUCGGUGUUUGGAGCUCUGGAGCCAUGGCUCGUGCUAUUGGUGAUGCACCCGUGCAGGCAAAGUUCGAGCAAUGGAUGGCUAAGUAUGGACGACUCUAUAUGGAUGCAACAGAGCAGGAGCGGCGUUUCCAAAUCUUCAAGGACAACUACGAGUAUAUUGAGUCUGUCAAUAGAGCUGGUAAUCUUACUUAUAGGCUCGGUCUCAACCAUUUCGCAGACAUGACCGAUGAGGAGUUCAAGUCCUCUCACCUACGCGCUCAGGUAAAUUCCAGGCGUCCAAAGUCCACGACUGGAAGCUUUCGGUAUGCCAACUUGAACAACUUACCUAAAAGCGUGAAUUGGAUAACCAGUGGUGCAGUCACUAACGCCAAGUCUCAAGGGGGAUGUGGGAGCUGCUGGGCGUUCACUGCUGUAGCUGCCAUCGAAGGGAUCGCUCAAAUCAAGACCGGCAAUUUGAUAACUCUGGCACCGCAACAACUUGUGGACUGUGAUCAUCAUAGCAGUGGAUGCCGCUGGGGAUACCGAGGCAGCGCCUUCUCUUACGUCAUUAGUAAUGGAGGCAUAGCAUCAGAAGUUGAUUACCCUUUCAAAGGAGUU